Messenger RNA from Cylindrotheca closterium, 2169 nucleotides. The record is from the annotation of a GenBank genome assembly. NCBI's taxonomy places the organism in Eukaryota, Bacillariophyta, Bacillariophyceae, Bacillariales, Bacillariaceae.
AUGGUUUCCACUUCCACAAAAGGUAUUCAACGAGAUAUGCCACCCCACGGAGGAAUAAACGAACCAUUCAAAGUGUCACCUAACAGUAGUCAGGAUGACACAGUACCAACAGAGCGAGGGCGCAAGCUUUCGAAAUUAAACCAGCUUCAGUCCGGUCUGAAGUCUGGUCUGAAUCAAACCGGACAAGGUCUGAAGACUGGCCUGAAUCAGACUGGACAAGGUCUGAAGAAUAAGUUGCAGGCGGGCUCCAACAUGUUGUUUAACCUUGGCGAGAAAGACCAUGAUGCAUUGAAAGACGAUGAUUCUGAAGGUGACGCUGCGAAGAGCUAUUCAAACGACCAGGUAGUAUGGUACAAGUCCAAAGGAAAGAAGAAUAAAAAAGCAACGAUUUUGGAGAUUGAUGUGGGUCCAGAUGGUCAGGCAUUCUACACAAUCAAAUUGAACGAUUGUGGCCGUGAGAAGCAGACGGAUGACGCUCAUCUCGAACCACUAGGGCCCAACGAUGCGGCGGAAGACGAUAGCCGUUCUCGCUUCAAAACUGGCCAAGUUGUCUUCCACAAACCCGGCGAUGGUGCCCCCAUUUACCUGGUACAAAUAUCCAGGGUAUACCACGAUGGCGAUGGCCAACCACUUUACGAGAUCUCAAUGCAAGGAAGCAAUCUCAAAAAGUCUUCCAUCAGAGAGUCUGAUUUGCUCGAAUUGCACGAGGUUCCGGCAACUGGUACCAACGCACCAGCUCAGUCUCCAUCCAACCAUUCUCGCAAGAGCUCUCGCAAGUCUAGAAGCCCCAAACGAGGAAUUAAGAAGACUCUUAGUUCAGAAGGCUUGGGUAAACUCAAGCGAGGUAUCAAGAAGGCCAGCAGUAUGGAUGGCUUGGACCAAAUGAGGAAAGCAGUCCGAGGCGCGGGUCAUGCCGCGGGUCAUGCGAAAGCAACUUUGGUCAAAGCUGCCCAUCUUCCGUUGAGUCGCCAUCACUCAGGAUUAUCGUCUAAAGACGGCAGUGAGGAAAUGUCAAGGCAAUCCUCGUUUCGAUCGCAACACAGCACUGAACAACGAACGAGAAAUCCAAGAGUCAAGAAAAGCAGAAGUAUGGAAGGCAUGCGAGAAAUGAUGCACACAGGAAAGCAGCAUCCCUCAGAUGGUCAUCUCGAUGGCGUCCGUGUAAGAAGACCCGGAGUCAAGAAAACGAAUAGUAUGGAGGGAUUGGUGCGAACGUCCAAACAUGGACCAUUGCGCAAGGCGCCUGCACCAUCUCAAUCUAUGAUGUCUAUGAAUAGCCAACAUUCGCAGCAUUCUGGGCAUCGCUCAGUACGAUCUCAGCGCCCUCAACCUCGAACCCAAGCAGAGAAAAACAAACUCGAUCGAGAGCGUGGUGUACAGAGAAGCAAGAGUUUGGAAGGAAUGCACCCACGAAACCUACGUCGUCCAACUUCAAGAGAACGCUUAGGACAUCCUCCUAAUAGAGGUGUCGAACAGAACAACAGCUGGCACAAGGAACCCGGUGACCGUAGACCUCCAGCCCGCACAGCCUCUGGUGACCGUAGACCUCCAGCCCGCACAGCCUCUGGUGACCGUAGACCUCCAGCCCGCACAGCCUCUGAUGACCGAGCCAGAGGAGGUGCACCACUUCAGAGUGCCACUUGGAACGCAGCACAACGGCCAAUCCGACGACAACAGUCUGCCGACGGCAAGGGAAUCCGACGACCAGUGCCACCACCACCGCCAAAGGCCAGCACACCGCCCAUCCGAGCUGUGAAGAAGCCAGCGUAUGAUUCUGAUUCCGAAGAAUCUUCCAUCAGCUCUGUCUCUUGGCAAGAACCAAAGCCCCAGUCCUUCAGCCGCACCAAGGUUCCUCCUAAGAGGGAAACUCCCAAGCCAACCGAGAUUACGGUGGACAUGGAUGACGCAUCCGCUGUGUCUUCUAGUGAUUCCUCUUGGGAAUCUUUCCGAGAACGGCCCGGCCAGCGCAAGGCUUAUGACAUGGAACGCAAGCGGCGGGAACAAGUGGUCAAGCCAAAGCUGGUGACUCAUGACACCGAAAUCAUUGGUUUUGACUGUAUCACCGGUGUUGAAGUUCGAGUGCAAAACGUUUACUCCUCAGAUGAAGAUUCGCAAAGUUCUGAAGAGUAUGAGUUUGAACCGGAAGAAUUAUUCAAUUGGGCAGACUAG